This is a messenger RNA of Amoebophrya sp. A120, 3439 nucleotides long. Lineage: Eukaryota; Dinophyceae; Syndiniales; Amoebophryaceae. The record is from the annotation of a GenBank genome assembly.
AGAGAUUCUAUCCAUUCCGAGGAGCGAAGUGUGUGCUGGUAGUUCUUGACCCUCCCGAAGAACCCCGAAAGUCGCACGCUUCGUACCAGUCGAAGUACCACCACGACGCUGCACACGAAGCUUCUCGUUUCCAUUUUGGAUACCUCGACCUACUAAUUUUUGCUUUCAGCAGGAGCUUUUGGUUAAAAAUAGAAGUUUCCACCGUUUCAGCAACUUUAUACAGCCCCUGUAGUUCAAGAAUUUCAACGAGCAACAGAGACAAUGUCUGCUACCGGUUCCGAGCCCAAUUCCGACGGCGACGGCGCCUCGUGGUACGCGCGGAUCAUGGUGCUCCUGCUGGAGCUGCUCGACGUCCUUCUUGCCCGCAUCGAGCGGGUCAUGGACGGUGACGUAGACGAGAUGUGGACGCUCACGUACACCAUUGGACUCUGGCUGGUCUGCCGAUGGAUCUCCAACGGAUGCAAGACCGGGGGAAAUAAUAACCAACCGCCGCAGCAGCCGGGAAAUAAUGCAAAUAUGGUGAACAGCCCAGUGCAGGGAACCACGUCCAUGACUGGCGCAACUGCUGAUGCGACCGAAACACCUCGCCCCGGAUCCUCACCUGCGACCACAAACGCCGACGGCACAGCGGCCGUUCUUUCAGGCGCUGAGGACCCGCCACCUACUGCGGGCGGCGAUCUUUCCCCGGCGUCGCGCGAGCGAAUACGGAGCGGACAGCUCCGAAAGCGAAAAGACGUGAAGCACGCGUACCUGCAGUUUUUCUGUGGCGGCUUCUUGACCGGUGCACACCACAUCUACCUGGAAGACCCCAUGUGGGCAACGCUGCACCAGUGGACAAUUGGGUUCUUAUCCCUCGGGAUCUACGUCGAUCUGCUCUUCAUCCCGUACUACGUAAAACAGUUCAACGACAAAAAUGUGCACCCGAGCGCGCCCCUCGGCGCAGAGGCGGACAGGUACGCGGCCGCCGGGAGGACCUGCUGCGGCCCGCAAGGGUGCUGCAGAGCGUUUCUGUGGGGUGGUAAAAGCUGUUUUUGUGUGGGUUGAUAAAUGUCUUCAUUUCUGCGCUACGGUUACGGUAUAAUUGCAUUGUUCCUGAGUACGGUACUUACGUGGGCACACGUACGCGCUGUGGCUGUCUUACUGCAGUAAGCCUUAACUUUCUUAAAUUUUUUCCAAAAACGUCAGCAUGUUAUAAAACGCAAACCUUCCUCCACUCACAGUCACCUCCCGUCUGUUCACCGUGAUCGCUUUUCUCGCACUCAUCGUGUACCUGCCCUACAUCUACGAGUUCCUGUCCGGCUACGACGUUUCCGAAGGCGCCGACCAAGACCCCUACCGACUGCUCGGGAUCAGCCGCACCGCCAGUGCGGACGAGGUGAAGCAGGCCUUUCGCAAAAUGUCGCUGAAACUCCACCCGGAUCGGAAUCCGGAUUGUGAAGAUUGCUCGCGGAAGAUGGCGGAGCUGAACCAGGCGCACCAGGCAAUCAAGAAGUACAGCAACCGGAGGAGCGGCGAUGCGGACGACGGGGGCACGUUUUGGGAAAUGGUCCAGGACGGCUGGGAGUGGAACGGGCCGUGGAUCACAGAGCCAGGAUCAGGUAUAUGUACAGCACUCAGAAUGAUUUUUACUUUUAAAUAACUUUUUCGAGUAAGAAGGAGUUGACCGACGACCGCUGAAUUGACGUUUUGCGUUCCAAUCUCUGCCCCCCUAGAAUCGUCUUCCACAAGCCCACGACCCCAGAUUCAUGUAUACCCUCAACCAAGACAAUGAAAAAUCCUACACAGAUCGCAACGACGGGUUUUUCGAGACGCACAAGUAUUUCGUGAAACUGGAGGAGAAGUGGGCCAGCUUCCUGACCGCGAUGAGCGGGAAAUUUGACCACUACGUUGCUUGGAUGGAGGAGUCCGGGAGCUUCAAAUUCUCGGAUCUGGCACGCUUCUGGUCUUCCUCCAACAACAAAGCUUCCCCGAAAAGAAAAAACACGGACAAGCAUGCGAAGGCGAGUUACAAACCUUACCACAGCCAGAAAUCUACUUCAAGCAAGAAGAAAAAGAAACAGAGUUCGGCUACAACGAAGAAACCAAAGCAGAAAAAUAAACCGAGAACAACAACCGCCAGUCCAGUGCAGGAAGAGGACGAGGAACACGAGCACGAACAGGAACAGUACUAUGAAGAACACGACGAGAUGAAUUCCUCUUACCCGCCACAUGAAGAAGAUGAAGAUGACUCUUUCAGUUCUAAGAGUUCUUUCGUCGGCGGCGCGGCAAUGCACGACAAAGACCCCGAAGACUACAAUUUUGAAGAGGACUGGAACGGGGUGGAUUUUUUCGAAUGGUUUCUGGAAAUGAUGAAGGAAGAAGAAUCGAAGCAGCGGAAGGAGGAAAUGGAAAAACACUUGCGGGAAAGCAAGAAGCCGGGUUACAAAAUGAACAACCAUUUCCCGGCGCGGGAGGAGGACGAGGAAAAUUCGAACGGCCCUCCGGUGGAUCAUGAAGUAGAACCUGCUGGUGCGACGUUCCCAAAUUCAAACCUCGAAGCCGGGGAGGCAGGAGCAGAACCAGCACCUUCGCUGGACGAAGAUGCAGUACCGCAGACGGUGACCAAAUCUCAACGAGUAAACAGUGCGUCUGUCAAGUCGGAAAAUUAUGAGCCGCCACCUCGAGUUGUUGGAAAAGAAAUGCCAACAGAAACAAGUAAAACUCCACCUCGAACUGCAAGUACAACGACGGCGCCUCCACCUGUCAGAAAUAAAGUUGUACCCCCUGCUCGUUCAUCUGCCGCAAAGACGAAAACCACAACCACUAGCAAAAUCCCGACGAUUGACAUCCACGUCGACCCGCUUUUUCCGGACGGGGCUUUCGACAGCGAGUCUAGUUCACCGGCGGAUCUGUUUCCGGACGGGGUUUUUGACAGCAGCGGCGAGUCGUCCUCUUCUGCCCCAAAUUUGUUUCCGAGCGGGGCGUUCGAUAGUGAUUCCCCAUCCCCUCCUAAUCUCUUCCCCGAGGGCGCGUUCGACAGUAACUCACCUCCCGCGGGCGAGCUGUGACGAACAAGCUGGGAAUAAAGUACUAAACACCUGCGGAUCGAAUAUUUUGCUGAGAAUAGAGCGGAGCCGGCGUAGUUUUUACGUGCAUUAAUAAGUAUUUAUUUGUGUGUCGAGGAUAACUUAACUUUGCAUUGCUGCUAGCGAUUAGAGGACAAAUUCCUAUUUCUAAACUCGCCUUAUUGGGCAGAAUUUCCUGCGUGUCGCUGCGCCGUAAGUACUCCUUGCUGCGGCAGUCGACAUGACCAGCGCAUAGAUACAUAGGAAACGGUCUGCACCAACAGCCGCAGUGCGCCCGCACGAAUUACUUCGACUUUGGAUGAUGAAACAAACUUCCGCCGUGGAGGAAGUAUGCCUGUUUCCUAUUCUCCACAAUAUUCGGUAUGCGACCACCA